AUGCCGUUUUUGUUCUUCUUAAGUGGUGGUUUGGCUGCUUUUCACUACAGGAAGAUUCUGUCUUACAUUGGUACGUACUUAUAAUGGACUUGUUUCUUGAUUGUUACUUUGUCAAUGCCUUCUAGGUGGCUUGGCCUACAUUUUAUAAAAAUGUUGAAAACGCUUGGUAAACAUUUUAAGGGAGCCACCUUAAGCAACAAAUUAAGCCACAUCCCGUCUGGGGAAUAAAUUCUCAUUUCAUUAGGUCGGGGGGGGGGGGUGGUCUCAUUAUCCUAUCUUUGAGAGCUAAGCUGAAUUGUGAAGGACACAGCUCAACGUGGUUGAGUGGAAAAAUUUCUAUUCAUGUUCACUGAUUUCUGGAUUACUGCUUUAAAUCUACUACAUUUAUUGCGUUAUUCUUUCCACUGUUUCCAGGUUGCUGCCCUGUGUCGACUGCAGUUGGUGACACUUCAAGUGGAAAGUCGACGGCUCUCAAGGUGAUUAGCAACUUGAUUGGAAUGCAAAUGGUAUCCCAGUCAUCGGGGCAGUUUGUUGUUUCAGAUCUUACGCGAUCGUCGAUUCCGCUUGCUUGGGAUGACCCAACACAUCCAUCUAUCUUACGAACGCCGCUAGUGUCCGUUUUUGAAGGAAUUGGUAACCAAACCCAAGAGCGUGGAAGUGAAAAACCGCUGACAACUUUCCUUCUAACUGUGAAUUUUAAACUUGAUGAUGAUUUGCGGUAUGUGAUUUGGAUUACUAAAAUCUACAUACAAUUCUAUUUAAAGACUGACUUGCCUUUGACUCAUUUGGGAAGAUGUUGGUUAUAUGUCGCAACUGUACAACAUACAAAUACGUUGUAGUUCUCACAAUAACUCUCAGAAUUUAUGUAGUUACUGAAUCAAAAUGUACUUGCUGUUUCCGACAAAAUCGGGAUAAUUUCCCGGGUAAAAUAACGAGGAAAACGGGUCCAAAAAAUACCUAGAUGCAGAUUAUAUUCCUUAAAUCUGAAAGUUCGGGUAGAAAACAACUAGUCUGUCCAAAUCAUUUUGAUAGAGAACAUUUAAAGGCACUGUUCAGCCUUCAGGUUUUUAUCGCGCAUUUCAGCCCUUUUACUUGAAAAAACUAACUAGUAGAGCCGUGUUUACACUACGAGCCUAAGCUUGGCCUUGGCCUGCAGGCUUUGGACUAAAUUUUUGUAGUUGAAACGCAUUUCGGCCUGGCCUAGGCCAGGAAAUCUCCAACACCUGUUGUGAUGAGCCUAUAUAGAUUCCCGGCCUAGGUCAGGCCGAAGUGUACAGAAUUAUACAUAAUUCAAGAUCAGUGAAAUCAAUGUUUUUAACAAUAAAUAUACUUAUUCUUACUUGUCUAGCUCUUUUGAAAGAACGACUCCGAUAUGGUUCAAUAAAUUGUUAAACAAGAAUGACGAAAAUGGUGAUAACUUUUUGGAUGCAAGGAAACGCAUAUUUGAUGCUGCAACGACGCACAGCCUGUUCGAUAUCAUCGCUCUCGGGCAACAAAUAAGUAGGGAAAACCUUGCACAUCACAUUACUUUCUUCAAGGAGCAUCUCAGUGGAUUGUCACCGCGUCUUGCUGAUAUCUAUGGGAUUUACAGGCUGUUGGCACAGGAGGUUUGUUUAUCGAUAUCAAUUAUUACACUAAAAUCAUUAAAUUAUUUUAUUUUUCGGUGACCACACUAAAACAAUCCAUUAAGUUAAACUAGCCAUACACCCUUUAGUUGGAAUUUUUAAAAUGAAGUACGUGCAGUGUCCCCCACUCUAUCCCAAACCAUCUUAAUAGAAACAUAAACAUCUUCGAAGAAACAUAACACACAACUAAAUUUACUAUAGUUCUAUCUCCUAAACAAAAACGAAAUGCCUACAUGGAAAUUGCUAUUUUUUGUGGUUGUAGAUUUGUUGGUAAACCACUUAAACUAAACUAAGUGCUAACAGUGCAUGCUGCAAAUAUUAAAUUGCGCUGCCAUUUACAACAACUUGUAAUCUUAUUGAUAUUUUUAUGCAGGUCAUUCAACUGGUGGAUGACGAGGAAAUCAUUUCAGAUGUAACGUUCGACAAUUAUUUAAAAAACGAUUUCCUUCCCUACGUUCGUGGAAUUUAUGAUGUUAGUGUCAAAACAUUCACAACUAUUGAUGAUGUGUUUCGUCAAGUGAUGUUAGCAGUCGAAAAACUUAAUCUAACGAAGGAUGAAGUAAGUAUGACAACAAGUAUACCAUGCUAACAUUAUACACUCUCAAAACACUAGGCUCGCUUAUAAAUUACCAUUCGUGCUACCAAAAGCAAGACCAAAUUGCUGUAUUCUCUAUAUCGUUGUUGUUUUGAUCGUUUUUUGAUGAAAAUGUAACCAAAUUUAUGUUUUUGCUUGGAUGAAAGGCUUAAUUAUAUAAAUAUCAGGCUAAAUGACAAAUACGAAAUAAUUGUGCUUGUAAUGUAUUGUUAUGUCCUGUUUACGUUACUAAGUGUUUAUAUGUGAUUGGAAAGUUAAAUAAAUUAAUAGUUAUGUAAAAAAAACAAAAUUUGAGUCUUGGACAUGGCUAACUAGCUUACAUUGUUUUAUAGGUAGGUCAGUGGAUGAGACCUAAAGUUAAGGCGAAGAGGAGUGGCCAACUCUUCAUGGUGUUUAUUGUUCACAAAGCGUUGGAUGUGAUUGCAAAGGGUGAACUGCAAGAUCGACCAAGUGACGCCAACGUACGUGAGCUUGUUGCACAAAUUGCCGGGCGCAGAGAAGAAUUCAAGUCUACGUUCGUUGGUAAGCCAACGAAAGUAAGCUGCUUAAAAGUUCCUCGCCACGUUUUUAGCAAAGAUUUGCUGGCUCAAAUUGAUGAUCGUAAGUAUUUGUAUACAUAUACUAGCAAACUCCUGGCGUGAACAUUGCAUGCGCCUUCUCCACACGUGUGCAAUAAAUCAUUUUCGCGUUAAUUACACACGUAAAAACGCACAAGUUGUAACAAGUCUGCAAACAAGUCUGUUCACAAGUUGUCAACAAGUUGUGCUCGCACUGCUUGUUCCCAGUCUAUUGUAACAAGUUUGAAACAAGCUGUUAACAACUUGUAACAAGCUUGAUGGCAUUAUAAGCCUUGUUACAAGAUUGUGCUAACAAGUUUGUUACAGCCAUGAUAUAACAAGGAUGUUACAAGGUUGUCAACACAAGGUUGUAACAAUCUUGUUAUAUGAAGCAUGUCAGACUUUCUACAAGGUUGUUACAAGUUGUCAACAAGUUGUUCCAAACCUGUUGACAACUUGUGACAAGCAGUGUGAAUACAUCUUGUUUACAGCUUGUGAACAGACUUGUAACAAACUUGUGCGUUUUUACGUGUGUAGUUGCCAUAUCACUGCAGCAUCCGGUAUCACAAAGCACACAUACGUAUACGCCUGGCGUACCUAUUUUUUGAAUGAGCUGUGAAUCAAUAUACAUUUUUUACAUACUUUUUAUAUAGUUUUCGAAAUCGAACAACCAGAAGAGCUUCAAAAAGAUGAAUGCCUCGAAUGCAAUCGCCAGAGACUAGAGAUUGAUGAAAUGAACAAGGCCCAUUCGCGAGAAAUCAAUGACGUGAAAAAGGAAUAUGAAACAAAGAUUCGUAGGAUCACUGCCGAUCUCCAGGUGAAAGUGAAGGAAAAAGAACGUCAAAGGAUUUCAUUUACAGAAGAGGUGACACAACUACGUGAAAAAUGCAAAAAUGCAACAAAAGAAAUAGAGACAUUGCGUGAAAAACUUCAGGGAGCAAAACACGAAAUUGAAAAGAGCAGUGGCCGUCAUAAAAUUAAUGAUAAACGCAAUAACGGUGGCAGUGUUGCUCAAGCUAUUUCUAGCAUUGUGGAAGGUGUGUAAGUCAUACAUUAGUUAAGAUUUGUUGAAUAAAAAACAUAAGGUUUUUUAUGAUUUAGACCCGUAUUUUUUGACAAUCAUUAUUUGUGUUUAAAAAAGUAUAUCUUAUUGAUGUGAAACAACAUCUAAAGGGUUUGCAUUUGUUGACAAAAGUUGCGCAACUGCCGUUGUCAUGUUUAUUUAAAGCCAAAGUAUCUGCCAUCUUGAAACGUGUAUGCUGCCAUAGCAACGGCAGUUGUGCAACUUUUGUGAAAAAAAAUCCAAACUUUUUAAAUGUUGUUUUGAGAUACUUUUUGUUUUUUAACAAACAAUAAAUUUUCCAAAAAGUACGGAUCUAAAUCAUGAAUUAUCCAUCCCACAAAAAACUGUAUUGCGCUUCCUUAAUAUACAAUAUGAAAGACAUGUAACGAUCAAAAUAUAGUGUGGUAAUAAUUUAUUAUCAAUCAUGUAUAGAUGCUGACGAAACAGGAACAAGUGCGUGUGCACAGAAUUCCCAAGGCCAAUCUUUAAAUGAUUCAGGUAAUACAAAAUUUUCCAAAACUACAGGCUGCUAUUAUUUACCUUUUAUGUAUGUCAAUAGCUAACAUUUUUAUUUAUUUAUUAACUUUGCCGGCAUAAAAUUACACAGAGUGGCCGGGACACCGCAAGAGCUUAUUGCCAAUUACUGCGGGCCCAAAAUUAAUAAUUAUUUAAUAAUUAUUCGCCGAAGGCGAGAUAACUAUCAGGAUACCCGGUGACUAAACCCGUGGAUAGGAGUGACCGCUCGCAGUCUGUGUUCACUUGUAUGUAAAUUAUGUAUAUUAUGAAUAUAACAGCCUUAAUACGUCAAAUUUGCCCAACUUGCAUAAGAUUUGUUAUAUUCACUUGGGCAAAAAUAGUAAACGUACGUAUGUGUUUAUUUUUCUGCAGGGAUAUCACUCGAUGGUGAUAUCAAAGACAAUGUGAAUGAAGGUAAGGUACCUUGAUUGAUUAUGAUGCAAACUUUUACUUAUUAUUAUUAAAAAUUAUUAUUACUAUUAUUAUUAUUGCUGUUGAUAUGAGUUUAAUUAAUAUAAUUCAUAUUUCAUAUUAAUAGUUUCUCCUUUAUAUGCUUGUUAG
Paramuricea clavata is the source of this 4917-nucleotide messenger RNA. Lineage: Eukaryota; Metazoa; Cnidaria; Anthozoa; Malacalcyonacea; Plexauridae. The record is from the annotation of a GenBank genome assembly.